UGAGUCAACACGGAGCAGGGAGGACGCCACCCAGCCCCGCCGCUGGAUCUGAGGCUGGGACUCUCUCACUGAGGACGCGGGACACGAAUACAACUACUAUUCGACUUCUCUACUACAACUACAGUGGAUUUAUUUUCUAACCUUCACACACCGGGGAUGAUUGUUGUGGUUUUUACGCGGUUUUUUCCUCUCUUGGAUUAACGCAGCGCAGGAGAAAUGAAAGUGACGGUGUGUUUCGGGAGGACCCGGGUGGUCGUUCCGUGUGGAGAUGGGAAUUUAAAAGUGCAGGACCUCAUCGAAAAAGCGGCCAUGAGGUACAGGAAGGCGAUCGCAAAGGACCAAGGUUACUGGGUUCAGGUCCACAGGUUGGAACAUGGAGAUGGAGGCAUUUUGGACCUGGAUGAUAUGCUGUGUGAUGUGGUGGAUGACAAAGACAGGCUGGUUGCAGUAUAUGAAGAGCAGGAUCCUCACAAUGGAGGGGACGGUACCAGUGCCAGCUCAGGUACUCAGAGCCCUGAACCCUUCGCCAGUGACAUGAGUUCAGCGUCUGCUUUCCAACCCUACCAGGCCAACAGUGAGAUCGAGGUCACCCCGUCUGCUCUGCGAUCCAAUAUGCCUCUCAGUGUCCGUCGCAGCAGUGACCCCUCCCUGGUUGGCCUCCCCCUGGGCGAAGUCGUGGUUAUUCCAGAGGAACCGUCCAGAAAGAACCCAGCUCGCUGGUCCACAACUGCCGGCUUCCAAAAGCACAGCCACAAACCAAACACAAGCGCCGCCACUGGCAGCCUGGAAAGAAAGGGUAGAGGAGCCCAUGCCUACAGGAGUCUUCCUAGAGAUGCGAGUGGCUGGUCCACUCAGUUCCAGAGAGAGAUGACUCGAUCAUCCCUGAGUGCCAACCAUCCAAUGGUGGACCGCUGGCUCGACAGACAGGAACAGGAGGAGGAAGAAGAGGAGCGAAGGAGGCAUGAGAGGAGGAUUGAACGCAUAGAGCCAGUGGGAAGGGCUGAUUCCUCGUUGGAGCAUUCACCCGUGUUUAGCCUCGAAGGCAUGCUCAAGCCGGUCGAGGUGUCCAAUGAAGGAGGGCCCCUGGGGAUCCACGUAGUGCCUUUCAGUUCGCAGGAUAUAAGGACUCAGGGCUUGCUAGUGAAGCGUCUGGAGCGCGGGGGCAAAGCCAUGCAGGAGCGUCUGUUCCAGGAGAACGACUGUAUCGUCAGAAUUAAUCAGGGAGACAUCCGCAACCUGCGCUUUGAACAAGCACAAAACAUUUUCAGGCAGGCCAUGUGCGGCCGACUCAUCCUCUUCCACGUGGUCCCAGCAGCCAUGAAGAGGCAGUACGAGCUUCUGGCCCAGAGCGAGCUCAGUCCGCCUCAGUCCAACAGAGUCCGCUUCAGCACAGACUCUCAGCAGGCGGGGGAAAGGUCCAGUAUGGCGGGGUCACAGAUAUCCAGAUCUGGACCACCACCAGGUCUAAACCACAACCACCAGGGAUCCCUACCAGGAAGCACCCCUGAGCCGAGCCAGCGAUACACCACGUUACCCCACACCAUGAUCACCAGGACGUCGUCAGCCCCCUCUCCCUCCCUGCAGCGCAGGGUCAGCACAAACCCGUCCAACAGCUCCUACCUGACAAACAAAGGCCGCAGAUUCAACAUCCAGCUGAAGAAAGGUCCAGAAGGUUUAGGGUUCAGCAUUACGUCCAGAGACGUCCCCAUCGGUGGCAGCGCUCCCAUCUAUGUCAAAAACAUCCUCCCCCGAGGGGCCGCCAUCCAAGAUGGUCGACUAAAGGCUACAGAUCAACUCCUUGAGGUUAGUGGAGUGGACCUGAACGGCAAGAGCCAGGAAGAGGUUGUGGCUCUGCUCCGAGCAACACCCAUGGGUGGUACUGUGAACUUGUUGGUGACUCGCCAUGAGGACUCUCUACUGCCCCGAGAAGUGCAGCAGGAUGAUGACGACUUAGUGCUGACCCCUGAUGGUUCACAAGAGUUCAUGACCUUUGAGAUCCCUCUGAAUGACUCAGGCUCAGCAGGCCUAGGGGUCAGUGUCAAGGGGAACCGCUCCAAGGAGAACCAUGCUGACCUGGGCAUCUUUGUGAAGUCCAUUAUCAACGGAGGCGCCGCGAGCAAGGAUGGGCGUCUACGUGUCAACGACCAACUUAUAGCGGUCAACGGGGAGUCAUUGCACGGGAUGACCAACCAGGACGCCAUGGAAACACUACGCAAAUCCAUGUCUGUAGAAGGCAACAAGCGAGGGAUGAUUCAGCUCAUCAUUGCCCGGCAUGUGUCCAAAAACAAUGGGGAAACACCCAGCAGUGCUUCUGUAUCAGAGCAUUCAGCAAACUCUUUACUGGACAGCCACGAGCGCCGGAUUUCACACUCCCUGUACGACACCAUUGAAGACUUGGACAACCUCUCUACACCUCGGACUAAUAUCCUCGGACGCGCUGGUAACUACCAGCUCUCUCCGACUGUCAACAUGCCACAGGACGACAUAGUGAUGAUCGAAGAUGAUAGGCCGCCCCUGCUUCCAGCCCACCUCUCUGACCAAUCAUCCUCCAGUUCCCAUGAUGACAUGGGCUUUGUAGGAGAGAACCCGGUGCCCUGGAUCCACGACCUGCCCAGCCAGAACGAAUGCACGUUAAGUCCAGAUGCAGACUCGGACCCUUCGUUCCAGAGGGAGGGCUUCGGUCGCCAGAGUAUGUCAGAAAAGCGCACCAAACAGUACGAAAAUCCUGCCGAUCUGGAUAUCAUCAGGGCGCGCAAGUCAAAGAGCAUGGAUCUAGUCGCAGAUGAGAUUAACGGCUACACAAGAACCAAUGGAGGUUCUGGAGACCAAGGCCUGGGACCUUUCCUGGGCCUGAAAAGGUCCAGCUCCCUCGAAAGCCUCCAGACGGCUAUCACUGAAGUGUCACACAACGGUGAGAUCAACGUCCACAGGCCGCACUCACGGAUCGUCAGGGGCAGGGGCUGCAAUGAGAGUUUCAGAGCUGCGAUUGACAAAUCGUAUGAGAAACCUGGCAUCACAACGGGCGAAGAAGAGAUCAGCAUGGAUACACUGGACGAGGACACAGAGGGAAGUUCCAGAUCGGGCCGUGAGUCAAUGUCAACCAGCGGCGACCUCAUCGUGGGCCCAGGGCUGAACGGCAACCUCUCGAAAGAUGACAGACAGAGAGAUCGGGAGCAAUCUGGGGGGAAGGAAAAGAAGAAGCCUGAAAGGGAUAAAGACAGGGAAAAAGACAAGGACAAGAACAAAGCUAAGAAAGGCGUGCUGAAGGGCCUAGGCGACAUGUUCAGGUUCGGAAAGCAGAGGAAGGAUGAGCGGCCAGGAGACAGGAUGGAGAGAAAGGGCUCCAGUAAAUCUAAAGCUGAGGACAUGCAGGCGUCGGAAGAGGAGACCCUGCGGAUGAGGAUGGAACAAGAGAGAAUACAGGCAAAGACGCGGGAGUUCCGGGAGAGGCAGGCUAAAGAAAGGGAGUACGCUGAGAUCCAAGACGUUGUCAGCCGCACUUUCAGCUCGGAUGAGGAGCACACCUACGCUGGCAUAGGAUCCUUAGACUCAUCAGUGGACAGCAACAGCAUAGAUCCAUACAGCAACCCGUACCAUCUCCCUCAGAGUCCCACCAGCCCUCACCUCCCUGUGAACCUUCAGGCCAACGGUCCACCCCUGGAAGCUCUUUAUGCCCAGGUCAACAAGCCACGUAAUGGACGCCCUGCAGCUCCAGACAGCAGUCAGAUGGCUCCCAGUAACCACGACCGGAUACAGCGGCUGAGGCAUGAGUUCCAGCAGGCCAGGCAGGAGGAGGACCUCGAGGACCAUCGACACACCUACAGCUUAGACCAGCCCUGGGUGAGCAAUGGGAUGGAGACACAGAGCGGCCGCCAUUCUGUGACGGUGGACACUCAGGCACAGAAACAACAGGAAGAGGACAGAGACGGUUUCCAACAAGCACAGAGACAGUACAGCUCCCUGCCUCGGCAACCCCGCAAGAACCCCAGCACGGCAUCGCAGGACUCAUGGGACAAGGUGUACACACCCGCCGAGGGAUUCCAGCCGUCCAAGGAGAACCCUCGCUACUCUAGUGGCCAGGGAUCCCGUAAUGGCUACCUAGGAACAUCCAGCUUCAAUGCACGUGUCCUCUUAGAAACCCAGGAGCUGCUGAGGCAGGAGCAGAGACGCAGAGAGCAGGAGGCCAACAAGUCCAGGCCCCUCCCGGCACAGGAAAACCCUGCCGGCAGCACCUACGAGCACAACGUAGUCCACACCCAGGCCCCAGUCUCUGCCCCUGUGCAGGCUCCACCUCAGACCAAGGGCCCCUACCGACAGGACGUACCGCCAUCGCCUUCUCAGCUCGCCAAGCUCAGCAGGCAUCAGGGUUCAGAGAAAGGGAGGCUGUUUUACUCCUGAGACUGAGACAUGGACUGGAAAAUUGAACUUUUGGGAGAAAGGGACUGAUACUGUUGAGCAUUAAUAGGGAAAACUACAAAGAGGGCAGUGAGUCUGUUUUUUUUAAUACAAUGCUAAGAUACAAAGAUUUUUAUGGGAUUGUUGAAAGAAAAUGUUCAUAUUUAAAAGAAGAUUUUGAGUGAUAAAAAAAAUCAAUAUCCUUUUAGUUAUAUCAAAAAGAAAUUAUUUGAGAUGUUUUUAUUUCCAACAACCUGAUCAUAUAUAUCUUUAAGUGCCUGCUAGUCCACUGAUUGUUGAACUUUUACAAGCCAACCCUCCAUCUUCCACCCUUCCCUUUACUUUGGACUCAUAAUCUUUGAGCAGUUUUGAUAACGCCAGGAGAGCAGACACCCCAGCAGGAAGCAAAGUAAGCCAUCACUGCAGCACCACAUCCAACCUCAACAUUAUCACCCAAAGCACAAAACAAGACACGCUUCGGGACCAAUCAGGUGAAUGUGGAAAUCUUGGGAUCUCAGUUCUUGUGUGUGUGUGUGUGUGUGUGUGUGUCUGUGCAUGUGUGCGUGCGUGUGUGUGUGCGGACCAUUCUUGUGUGAAUGAGAUCUUCCUCUGUUCAUGAAAGCUUUUUCUCAAACCAGUCCAGUUUCUCAUCCAAGUGUACAAUUACUAUGUUUAUGAGGGCUUGAGUUGGAUAAGGGAAAAAAAGGCAGAAUGAUCCACACCAUUGUAGAAUCACACAUUGCCUAAAAAACAAAGCCACACCUCCAGUAGGCUUUACAUGUGUCCUCACUUUUAUCUAUUUCUUAGUGCGUGUGUACAUCAAGGAAAACAACCACAAGAAGAAGUGCCAUGACUGUAUGUAAAUACUAUGUUAACAUUGGACUCCAGAUACUGAAAAGUCUAGAAACAUCCAAUAAAUAGCCAGAACAAGGAGUAACCAAACGCUGUCAUGACCUUCCAAGCAAAUUACUUCUCUACAUGUUCCAAAUUUGGAUUUUGUACAUUUAAUUGGACGCAGAACAUCAUUAAUCACUUAUUUAGUUACCUUUUGUAGGAAUGUCCCAGAUGUCUUCAGUCAUAUGGCCUCAGAAAGGCUUCAAUUGACAGUCAGUUUUUAACCUUGAGCCCUCAGACUGUCAGACGUGGUACAUAAAAAAUCUGAGUGCUAAGGUUGGGAUUGAACUCACAUGUUUAUGUGAGUGUAUGGUUUGUAUUCUUGUGUACGUGUGUAGGUGUUGGUGGACGCGGUGACCGAGUGUGGAGGUUAAGCAGCUUGAGUAAACUGAAGAGUCAGACUAUGAAGUUUGGCCACUCACCUACACCCCUUGAGUUCAAAGAAAUAUCCCUUUUGGUUUUGGAUACACAACUUAAACCAGGCCCGUUGUUGACUGGCGACCAGUCCAAGGUAUACCCUGCCUCUUUUCUAAUGGGCAGCAGGGAUUUGCUCCAGCCAUCCACAACCCCAAACAAGAUAAGCAGUAUAGUUAAUAGAUGGAUGGAUGAAAUGAACCACAGCAUGUAUCCUCCCUUCACCCCCCUCUUCCAUCCAAUUUGCUACUCCUAGUUUUUUUUUCUUCCUCUGGUGGCUUCUCCUUUUCCCUCUUUCAUAUGUCAUGUUUAGGAAAAAAGCUCUCAGUGGUCCUCAUUUUUACCCACUCCUGCCCAGCAAGGAAAUCCAGCAGUAUGAAUGAGGUCAAGUUUGGGCUACUAAUUAAUUUUCUCAUUAAUAAUUGACAGGACCCCUUUGAGUGUGUUUGCUGUCUUGUAAGGCGUAAAAGAAGAACCAGUGACCUUGCAGGCAGGGCUCUUGCCUGGGCUUCACCAAGAAAGGCUGUGGUAACCAAAGCCUUUUGGCCCCUAGGUGUCUGAGUUGUUCCUUGUUGAAUAUUUCAUCAGGGUGGUUACACGGGAAACCACAUCAGUUCUGCAGUCGGUGGCCUUGGUGUGUGACUGCCUAUCAAACGACUCAACACAAUGGGGCUGAUUUGUUUUCUUUCAUGGACAUGUCAAUUUGAUGUAAACCAGUCAGGAGCCUUUCUGCUGUUCAAUCAAUAAUUAUUAGUGUAGUUUGCUGUGUAUGUAAUAGUGGUGAAAGGCGCUUUAGGCAAGGUGAUCAAAAUCAACAUUGAGUUCAUGUACAUUGUAAGUUCUGACCAUAGACUGUAUGAAACAUGGACAUAGUCUCUGUCUCACCCAUCGGUUUCUGAAGAAGUGUUUUGAAGCUCGAUGAUGGUGGUCACCAUUUUGGUAAUGCUGACUCAGCAUUGCUUUUGGUUCAGGAUGGAAGCAGGAUUUAGCAAUAAAUAAAGGAGCUACGAAACCAAAGCCGUUUUUAUAACCAGGCAGUAAACAUGUUUAUUCCUCUCUUAAAGUUGGGCAUAUUAGCAUAGGAGCUAAUGAGCUUUCCUUGGCUUUUUUCCUUGGCCAGCCUCAAGUGGACACUUUACGUACUGUAGUUUUUUUGGACUUCUCCAUUGGCUUUGUUUUUCAACACUUUAGAUUGCCACUUGAUUCUGACACCAAACUUAUAAUGGCAAAAUGUUUAAACUGUUGAUAACUUCUGCUUCAGUGGUUUGUAUGAUAUCUAAUGAAAAGCAUUUUUUCUUUUUUUUCAUGUCAUCACCCUAUUAAAAUAAUGGCCUUAGUCAUUUUUUAAAGUUUUUGGGAGAACACAAAAAACCUUACCAAAUGCAGAGCAUAUGAUAUUUUUAAAUCAUUUCAAUCAAAAGGGCCCUGACAGUGGAUGACUGCUGACAUACAUAGAACGUUGUGUGUCAAUUAUGUAACAUUAAAGAAUAAAGUGACUUAAGCCAAUUUUCGAACAUUCUAUUGUGACUUAGGCAACUUUAAACCUGGCUUAAACUGCCCUUUCAUAGUGCAAACUCAAGACUGAAAUUACCCUGAGUUAAAUUAAACAAAUGUCAGGUAAAUCAAAUUGGUCAGGAGGCAGUCCCUUUCCUCACUUCUCCAGGUCUUCCUUGCUGGGUUUUUUAUUGAACUUAACCCAUUUCCUUACUUAACAUCCAGUUUGGACAACUUUUUGAAACCUGACUAUUAAUUAGUAAACUCAAAACGUAAAUAACUCUAACCUAAAUUGAACAAAUGUCAGGUCAAUCAAACGCUGAGGAGGCAUGUCCCUCCAUGUCUCUCUCCUCCCUUGUCCAGCUCUUCUUUGCUGGGUUUUUGUACCUAUCCCAGUACUAUUCAGUUUAUCCCCUGAAUCUUCACUCUCGGUCAUCUUGAUUUGCCUAACUAUGUGGCAAAUUGUCAAAGAAGUGAUGACACUCGACGGGCAUCACAUGUUUCAUGGACUGAAGGUCCUGGAUCUUUGUCUAUUUGAUUGGCAGAGCAAGAAUCAUGUUUAGAGCUUCUUCUGCACUAUAGAUUAUGUUGCUUCUUGAAGCAGCUGCCAUCAUGAAAGCUUGUUAAAUUGCCCAAGUCAGACAUUUUAUCCUAAAGAAUCAAAAAUGUUGACUUAGGACAAGAAGAAAAUGGCCUAAGUCACCCGCUUGCCAUAGGCCAUUGUCCUAUAGGGGAUAAAGAGCAUAAUCCUCUCAACUAAGGAUUAAGGCAAUUUUACUAGAGGUGGCCAGAAUCAUCAAGAGAAUAUUUAGGCAAAAAACAAAUUUUCGUCAAAAAAAUGACUUAGGCCAUUAUUUUAAUGAGGUGACGAUGUGUUACUGUUUUAUCCCAGGUCGUCAAAUACUGGCAUGCCCUUUCCUUUGGUAUCUAACCCCUAACCUCCAUGAUGCCCAAUGUAGCAUUGGUUGAGAAAUUGUUGAACGUCAGUUGUCCUUCUUGUAAGGCUGGUUUA
Molecule: messenger RNA, 8209 nt
Organism: Notolabrus celidotus (New Zealand spotty)
Lineage: Eukaryota; Metazoa; Chordata; Actinopteri; Labriformes; Labridae
Product: partitioning defective 3 homolog
Exons: 25
Coding region: 217-4398 (1393 amino acids)
Biological process (GO): establishment or maintenance of epithelial cell apical/basal polarity; microtubule cytoskeleton organization; establishment of centrosome localization
Cellular component (GO): apical plasma membrane; cell cortex; adherens junction
Molecular function (GO): phosphatidylinositol binding; protein binding
Source: RefSeq, a predicted model, not a curated record